Molecule: messenger RNA, 222 nt
Organism: Talaromyces marneffei
Lineage: Eukaryota; Fungi; Ascomycota; Eurotiomycetes; Eurotiales; Trichocomaceae
Exons: 3
Coding region: 1-222 (73 amino acids)
Biological process (GO): mitochondrial respiratory chain complex IV assembly
Cellular component (GO): mitochondrial intermembrane space
Molecular function (GO): copper ion binding; copper chaperone activity
Source: RefSeq, a predicted model, not a curated record
AUGUCGAAUUGGUUCUCAGGCUGGUUCGGCUCCUCGAGCAGCGCAACAGCCGCCCCCAAACAAACCGAAAAACCCAAGCCAUGUUGCGUCUGCAAAGAAGAAAAGACCGCCCGCGACGACUGCAUGCUUUUCUCCAAAGCCGAUGAUCCCGCGCAGACAGAUUGCAAGCCGUUGGUUGAGCAGUACAAGGCUUGUAUGGCUGGAUAUGGAUUUAAGAUCUGA